CAAUUGUCAUUUAAUUUCUAAAUGUAUCACGACGAGGACGUGUUUCCGUCGUCGUCGUAAGUUUAAUUUUUCAAGUUUUGAGCGUUUAAUUCAUAAAAAAUAUGGCGAUAUAGAAGACAUUUACCUUGAGAGAACGUCGAUUCAUACAGUUUUUACCAAAUAUCGACGAUAUAUUUCAAGAUGGAAACGGAUAAACAUGUCGCACCUAACGGCGACAUUUUCGUGCACCGUUUGAAAGAUUUGACUGAUGAAGAAAAGGAACGCCUUGAAUUGCAAAACUCGCGCAUGAUUCCUGAAGCAAAAGCUGCCAAACUGGAGAGAGAGGCAAAAAGGCACUGGGAUAUCUUUUACAAGAGAAAUGAAACAAAAUUCUUUCGGGACCGGCAUUGGACAACACGUGAGUUCCAAGAGUUGAUUAAUUUCGAUCCUGAACAAAGGAUAGUAUUCCUUGAACUCGGCUGUGGCGUCGGCAACAUGGUGUUUCCGCUGAUAGAAGAAGGGUUUUCUAAUUUCUUUUUCUACGCAUGCGAUUUUUCACCGCGUGCUGUUGAGUUUGUCAAGUCAAACAAAUUAUACGAUGAUUCAAAGAUUAAGGCGUUUGUCGCAGAUUUAACUACGGAUGACUUGUUUGAGAGCAUUAAUGAAAAUACUGCAGAUAUAGCCAGUUUAAUUUUUGUUCUUUCGGCCAUAAAUCCGACCAUGUGGUCCCAAGUUGCUAAAGUAGCGUUUAGAGCAUUGAAACCGGGGGGUGUGCUGCUAUUUAGAGAUUACGGUAGAUACGACAUGGCCCAGCUUAGAUUCAAACCUGGUCAUAAAAUAGCUGACAACUAUUACAUGCGGCAAGAUGGAACGAGAACUUAUUACUACACAGAAGAAGAACUAGCAGAUCUUUUCACAAAGGCUGGGUUCGAGAUACUGUCCAACACUUAUGUGCAACGCCGCACUGUUAACUUUAAAGAAGGUGUGGAUGUCCCCCGUAUAUUUGUCCAGGGGAAAUACAAAAAACCACAUGGCACAGGUACAGAAUGAACGCUGACAUGGAAAUGCUGUUUGAUUUUGACAUGAUGAUCUUCACAUUUAUGUGGAUACAAGAUAUUGAAGCGCAGCUGCCAAGAAUGCAAUGGACUUUGAAAAAUUGUUCGCUUCUAUUUAUUGUACUGAAUGAACUCUGACAUGGAAAUGCUGUUUGAUAUUGACAUGAUAAUCUUCACAUUUAUGUGGAUACAAGAUAUGUAAGCAUAGCUGCCAAGAAUGCAAUGGACUUUGAAAAAUUGUUCGCUUCUAUUUAUUUUGCUGUUCAUUGACACUAGUUGAAAAUGCACGGCGAGGCACAUGUAACAGAUAUGUUGACAACACUUCAAAGAUGAUAAUGGAAUAUGAGAAAGGAGAGAUACGCUGAAUGACACAGCCAGAUAAAUCAAAUAUGGAUUCUCACAGGCUACAGUUUUAGAAGAUAAUGUCCAGGCUUAAGAUGAGAAUGCAAAUGACAAUAUGUGAUGUACCUACUUUUGAGAUGUAAAGAACUGAUUAUUACUAUAGACUCAUCCUACUCGAGCAGCAGACAUAAAAACAUUAUGUAUUCAUAUAAAUCUAAGAUUUUCUGCUGACCAUGGUGCAGUUUUUGAAGAAUGUAUUAAAAUUAAAAUGCCUGCCUGUAAAAUUUAAUUGAACAAUAAAUGGUUUAUAAU
Colias croceus (clouded yellow) is the source of this 1688-nucleotide messenger RNA. Its product is annotated as tRNA N(3)-methylcytidine methyltransferase METTL6. The transcript is spliced from 15 exons. Bases 181 to 1029 code for a protein of 282 amino acids. Lineage: Eukaryota; Metazoa; Arthropoda; Insecta; Lepidoptera; Pieridae. The record is from RefSeq and is a predicted model, not a curated record.